UUCUCUCUCCUAUCGUCUCCGUGCGUCCCGAGGAGAGAGAGAGAGAGAGCUAAAAGCCGUAGUAGAAAGUAGAAACGUCUCCCUCGGAGCGAACCAACCCGUUUGGGUCUCCAUUCAAUCUUGUCCGUCCGUUCCCCACCAUCGAACGGUCCUCUCCACUCCCCCCACCAGUGGUUACUCAUUCCCUCCAUCCAGUGGUUUCUCCCCCCAUAAACCCUAGAACCUUCACCUCCGCCCGCCCCCGCAGUCUCCCUCCCUCUCGCUUCUCUCUCCUCGCUCAACAAGAAUUGCGUGACUGCUUCUGAACCUUCUUGUACCUUCGAUCGCACUGUAGGAGGCGAACGCCCGACGAAGAAAUGUCAGAUCGAGUAGUCGAAAUCCUUUCGUUUCGAUUCCAUCGAUAGAAACCUUAGACUGGAUUCAUUCCGAACAUUCAAUUCUCUCUCUCAAUCAAUCUUUCUGGCUCUCUUCUCUUUGCGGUUGAUGAAUUUCUUUGUUUUACCUUGGUGACUUCUGUUUCGUUUUGUUUUUCUCCGCGCGAGUCGGGAUUUCUCGAUGGCCAAUUCGUCGGAGAUCUUUUGUGCAGUGGAUUUUUAUACCAUUUGCUAGUCCGGGUCGGAGCCGAGGUGGCGCGAAUUUUGCGAUUGAGCCUGAAUCCGAGUCCGAGUUUGAGUCUGAGUCUGGGUCUCACUCGGUGAGUCGGGGUUCGGGUCUGGAACUCAGCGAGCUAGUCGGAGGAGGAGUGCGUCGUGGGUGGGUGCCUUUGCCUUGUGGUGACGUGACGGCGAUGCCGUCGGUUGGGAUGAGACGAUCAACGAGGGUUUUGGUGGUGAAGGGUGCAGACGGAGCCAGGGUUUUGAGGUCGGGAAGGCGGUUGUGGCCGGAGUCCGAUGCGGAGAAGCUCGAGAGAGUCGCCAUUGACGACGAAGAUGAAUGGUUGCGGGUAGUUCAGGGGUCUGAGGACGGCGAUGGCGUUCCCAAUUGCAAGGUUAAUGGAUGGAAGCAAGGUGUUACUGCGAUGGACGUUGACGCCGUGGUUGGGGGACCUGAAUCUGUGAUCACCAUGCCCAGUUCGUUGGACGACGAUGAUGGUGCAAAUAGAAUGUGGGGGUUUGUGUAUCGAAGAAAAAGGAAGAUGUCGGGUUGGAAAAGUUGUGAUGCUUCGGAAAAGAAGAAGAGGGCUCUGGAAGACAGGAUGUACGGGAGGUACUACGUGCGGAGACAGCGAAGAGAGAGCAAUAUUGGAAGCUUUGCGGCUGAUGACGUCUCCUGUGUUGUGCGUAGGCGUCAUAAUGCUAUGCUUACUGUUGUGGUUGAUUCAUCUUGUAGUAGAGCUUCUUGGUUGGUGCCAUUUUUGAGUGCUGUUUUGGGGCAUAUGACGCGGGUCAGGUUAAGGUUGAGGAAGCUUUCCGCGUUCUUGAUGUCCACGCCGAUUUGUGAGGUUUUCUCUUCAUAUGGCAUUCAUUUCUUGCUGGAUCCUUCGCCCAACAGCUUUGGAAUCUGCACAAUCUUUGGGGCGAGUUGUUUUGUACCAUUGUUUUCUGUAGAUUUCUCUGCAGUUCCUCAAUGUUUUUUGUACAUGCAAAUAAAUAUGCUUCUUAAGUCCCGGUAUUUUCCAUCUCUUUCUGCAACAUGCUCCUUGGAUGGCGUGGGAGCAGAGGGCGACAUAGAUACCAAUGAUGAUAACCUUUCUUGCAUCACCUCUGUUAGGGACCUUUGUGGAAGCAAAACCAUGCCUGAUGUAAAUGCUGAUUCUGCCAAUAUGGGUGUAUUGAGCCCGAUUGGUGUAACUCCUAAAUUACCUCCCCGAAAUGCACAGCGAAGGAAUGGUUUUAAUUCUAGUAUCCAGACCAGGAGACGUUCCCGAAGGAGGUCAACAAGAGGUAGAAAUUCUUCAUUCGUGAGCAUAAAUAAAGCUAAUGGAGCUUUAGUUCCUAGUUCUUUCAGCACCAGAAGGGAUGGCAUCUCCUUCUCUUUGACGGCAUCUAAUCGUGAGCCUAGGAGUUCAUUUCGUCGGAGUUCCACAGCAAACAUCAAAGAAUUGAAGUCUACCGUGGUUGGAGUAAGGGAGGAUAUAGACUUGAUGUGCUGCUCUGCGAAUAUAUUGGUUUCUGAACCAGACAGGUGUUACCGUGAGGUAGGGGCCAAGAUUAUGCUGGAGUUCUCUGCUUCACUACAGUGGGUUAUUGCAGUUAAGAGCGAUGGAUCAUUGAGAUAUAGCCAUGUUGCACAAAAAGUUAUGAGGCCAUCUACUUCCAACCGCUUCACCCAUUCCACAAUAUGGACAGGGGAAGAUGGUUGGAAGCUAGAGUUUCCCAAUCGGCAGGACUGGUUGAUUUUCAGGGAACUUUAUAAGGAAUGUAGUGCUCGCAAUAUGCAGGCUCCUGCAGCCAAGAUUAUCCCUGUACCUGGGGUAAGGGAGGUAUCAGACUACGAGGAUAGCUACAGUGUCUCUUUCUUCCGACCUGAUUCAUACAUACACUUGAAUGAUGAUGAGGUGUCGAGAUCCAUGGCCAAGAGGACUGCAAAUUAUGAUAUGGAUUCUGAAGAUGAUGAAUGGCUUAACAAGUUCAAUAAUGAGAAGUGUGCAGAGAAUGAGCUUCGUGAUCGCGUGUCAGAGGAAACUUUCGAGUUAAUGGUUGAUGCAUUUGAGAAAGCUCAGUUCUGUAGUCCAGAUGAUUACUCUGAUGAGAAAGCAGCUGUCAAUCUUUGCCUGGAAUUGGCUAAAAGAGAAGUAGUAGAAGCUGUGUAUAAUUAUUGGAUGAGAAGACGGAAGCAGAAACGCUCCGCACUGGUUAAGGUUUUCCAGGGUCAUCAGACGAGGAAAGCUCAGACUCUCCCAAAGCCUGUUUUACGUAGGAGAAGAACAUUCAAACGGUUGGCAAGCCAACCUGGAAGAGGCAAACAAUGGAGUGUCUUGCAAGCCAUAGCAGCUGAGCGAGAUGCUCCCAGAGAUGCUUUGGAAGAACAUAAUGCCAUGCAUAGGGUUGAAGAAGCUAAAGCUGCUGCAAACAGAUCAGUGGAGCAAGCUGUAGCCAAGCGAAGGAGAGCUCAGAUUCUGAUGGAGAUUGCGGAUUUGGCAGCUUACAAAGCCACCAAGGCACUUAGAAUUGCGGAUGCGGCCCGAAUUGGUGCAUCCCCGGAUGCUUCUGCUGCCUGUUUUCUUGAGUAAAGGGUGUAGGUCUUGCCGGAUGCUGCUACCGUGGAAUUGAAAUGCCCCAAACUGGUAAUUACAGGAGUAAUGCUGUGGGCGAGGACGACAUUUUGAGGGGGGAAAGCAAUGUAAUUUUGUAGAUAUUUGAUUGAAUGUACAUUAUGUAUCAUUGUCACCUCACACCCAACGCUGCGCAUAAAGAGGGGGUGGAAAAGAUUCACUUCAUUUCGUCCAGAACAACGAAGAAUAUGAAAAAGGAAAAAAGAGAGAUGGUAUAGUGGGUUUUUAGAGUAAUAUGCCGCUGCUCUGAUGUAACUCGUGGAUUACUCUAGAAAUUUUUUUUUUCCCUUUUGGGCAGUGAUUGGUUAUAUUAGUGGACUGACGUGCCUGGAUGUUGUACUGGAUAGGCUUAAGAGAAAUUGUGUUUUUAUAUAAUCAAAUAUUGUUGAAAAUAAAAGUUUGUACUCUUAAAUAUAUUUUUUGGAAAAAUGGUUUAUUCA
Malania oleifera is the source of this 3654-nucleotide messenger RNA. RefSeq lists its product as uncharacterized. Gene Ontology annotation, biological process: regulation of transcription by RNA polymerase II. The transcript is spliced from 4 exons. NCBI's taxonomy places the organism in Eukaryota, Viridiplantae, Streptophyta, Magnoliopsida, Santalales, Ximeniaceae. The record is from RefSeq and is a predicted model, not a curated record. Gene Ontology annotation, cellular component: piccolo histone acetyltransferase complex. Bases 788 to 3172 code for a protein of 794 amino acids.